AUGGGCGGCCCGGCAAGGGCACUGCUUGGCGGCUUCAGUACCACCACUUCUUCCCUGGAGGUUGGAAGUCGGAUGGCUUGGCCAAGCAACAACCCCCUGGACCUCAACCAAACCCCCUCAUGGGGACUCGGAAGCAAUGGUGGAGGCGCGGCAGCCAUGAGCGGAGGUCUGGACAAUUUUACCCAGGAGUCCUUUACCAGGACUGUGAUUAAAGAGAAGAACUGGCCGGCGCUGCUCAUCCUCGUCAUCAUCGCCUUGACGAUCGGUGGGAACAUUCUGGUGAUUCUGGCGGUGUCGUUGGAGAAGAAGCUCCAGAACGCUACCAACUUUUUCCUGAGGUCGCUGGCUGUGGCGGACAUGCUCGUGGGAAUCCUGGUCAUGCCGAUCUCCCUCAUCAACAUCCUCUAUGGUGAGUUUUGAGUUCUUGACAAAAUACUUCUGUCUGCGUUGAUGGGAGAACAUUUGCUACAACAAGUGACCAUUUGCCAAAGGUAGUAAUAGAGAGAAUUGUUGCUUGUUUGAACUUGAUUGGUUAUGAUUCCACCCAGCAUCUUCUCAAGCAUCAAUCUUAGCACUGUCUGAAAGUUGUCGACAUCUUGAGUCCAAGUAAAGUCACCAACCUUGAAAAUCAGGACUCAAGUUCAAGCCUUGGAUCGUAGUGCUGCAACACUGGGUUUACCUGUAAACAUUUCACAUCUUUACCUACCUUUAGAGGUAUCCAGCCAUUAAAAUAGUUCAUCUCUCUAGUUUUCUUGUUAUCAGUUGCUUGGAUAUCAGCCUCGUCCACCACAAAGCAGAGGUAGACCCUGUGACAGGGUCUACAUAGACACAGGGACUUUAGGGAGUGGAUUGCUGAUUGCUAGAUCGAAAAGGGAGUUUCAUUUGGGUCGUUAAGGUCUGAAACCAAUGACGUGAACCACCCAAAAGACAGACAGGCCACCAAGUUGACAUGAACCACAUCCUCUUGUUCUUAAUCAGUGUUUUGUCCAUUUGUCGAGAUACUGGAACUCUGUCAUAAAGAGUGUUUUGUUAAAUUCAAACAGGGAGGUGUCUUUUGCAGCGAAGUCAUUGCCAGUUUUUUAAGUUUAGUGUAUCUCUGGAAAAGUACAGUGUCACGAAGCAAUCUGGUAACGAAUAUCACACAAAGUGGUUAAGUGUUUUAUGGGUGUUAGUGUUUUAUUUUCUCUUUUUUAUUUAUUUGUGCUGUGUUAUUUUGUGCUGUAGGGUCUGAUCUUAUUAUAAAUGUCUCACAAAUGGUUUAUGCACGGUCCUUUUUUGUCAUCAUUUUGUUUAGUAAAGGGGGAAAUGACAUUUUUCAAGUUCCAAGGGGGUCAUGGGAGAAGAAGCUCAGAACCACUGCUUAUUUUCAUAUCAAUACUGCUCUUUUAGGUGCCUCAUCUUCAUCAAGACAACACUGAUACUUGCUGUAAAUCUCACCCCAUACGUCCACAGUCACUCCUGUUGAGCUCCACUUUUGAUCUCAGACCUCCACCCACUUCCCAGCUGUUGGCGGCGCACUGUGACGUACGCCCUGUCAUCAUUUCCAGACAUUUUUCAGAGCAAAUUUUGGAAUAAUUACUGCUUCCGAGAGAUUGCACGCUGUUACGUUGUGAGUGAUCCAAGAGUCAGAGGAUGCCAAGCUGAUAAUAGUGAUAUCAUACCAGCUAUCAACUGCUGCUCUCGCUGAUAAAAUCCCUGCCAGGACUCUGCAUGAACGCCUACAUUUGCCUAAUAGGAUGUCUGGUUGUUAUACGGUGGGCUGUGUAUUGAAUUUCUAUUCCAAUAUUGAAUAAAAACAUUGAAUUAGAGACAGGCCGCCUUCAUGAGAUAUUCCAGUGAGAUUCUGCAUAAACACCCAAAUAAGAGCCUCUUUUUCUAACUUUGUACCGGCAAAGGAAGGAGAGUACCCGACAUCAGAGAACAGAUCACAGACCUGAGAGUAAAAUUCAACUCUUGGCAGAAUUUGAGAUGAAUACAAGCUGUGAUGGUAAUCCUUUUUAUGCCUGAAUCACUCAGAAGAUCACAGGGAUUACAUGUACUGAGCCUUUAAACAAUGCAUAACUACGUCCAACCGCAGCUUCAAGUGGUUUCAAAUUUACAUGACAAGUAUGCGUUAAGACUUAUACACUGCAUAUGCCUAUUUGUGCCAGUUAUUCUGCCCUCACUAGUGCAUUGAACUAGCUUUACAGAUAGCUAACAGUUGCUAACAGUUGCUCGGGUAAACACCAGGAAGCUUCUCACCAUUUUGGCAUUUAUUGGAACCAAUUCGAUGCAUAAACAUUGUAAAUAUAGCAGUUAUAUACCAAAUAUAUGUAAAUCAUUGAUGCAGGCUGAGCUACAACUGAAUAAACACACAAACAACUAGCGAUUAGCACGACGCUAAUUCACAUAGAAAAACCCAUAGGGAUGCUAACGCUAUUAGCGUCUUGUUAUCGUCGGAAUUUUUUAGACAUAAAAUAACUUAAGGUGCUUCAUGUGAGCAUGUAACAUAUAGUAACAUCUUUGUACAACGUAAAACUUACCGCCGGUUCAAGAGUCACCUUUUUACCCUCUUUCUGGGACCAAAAUGGAAGUUUGGUUUUGUUUUCUUUCAUGCUAACGUCAUCCAGGUCCCAUUGUUUCCUGUGUUUUGCUUUCCAGGGGCGUGUCAAGACUUUUUGAUUGGGGUGUCACAACAGGGCACCAUCAUACUUAGAGGUGGCCACAUAUUCCUCCCAUUUAGCCUUUCUUUUUUCACUUAAAUAUGAUUUUGAUUUUAUUUUGAUAAUAUAUCAAAAGUAAAUCUGAUUUCUGUAGUCUAGCGAACUUAAAGUAUUUUCAUUUAGACUCACAAAAUAAGAAAAACCCUUUUUAGAGCCAGGACAGGGACAUUUACACUGUUGCAGCAUUUAAGUAAAGGACAUGUGUAUCUAAAAUAAUAAUCAAUCCCCAGAGAAAUCCAUCAAUUUCUUGAUCAGUGCUUACCAAAUGUUGAUAUCUUAAAGUGACAAUCAAACCACCGCCAAAUAAAUUUCAGAGUUGAGGUUUGGCCUCGGACGGAGCAGAGUGAUUUCAUUUCUGUUAACGUGAGAAGUCUUGCGCUGUUAUCAGCCAGUGUCACAUUUGGUCAUUCUGUGUCACUCUGAGAAAACAUUUUGAUUUACAGAGUCUGGGUGCAAACAGUGACAGACUACGAGCCAAACAGUUCAGUCUGGAAGGACAGUUUGUUCCGUUUUAACAUUGUGACAGCAGAGGAAGACAGAUUGGGAAAAAGUCAAUACGGGUGUUAUCUUGACAGGCCACAUUUGUGCUCAGUGGGUCUUAUUUGAGUUUUCUGCUUAUUAAAAUUAUAUAAUCAGUUUAUCAGGGCUGAAAAUCUGUGACUUGGAGCUUUUGCUGUGAUGAACUAUCAUUGUAAACUAGCAGCAAGCAUUAUUAGCGUUGACUGAAGCCCACUACCACAGCUACAGUAGCCCACCUACUCAUCUACAUUUUUUCAAUUGACUAAUUCGUCUUCAUAAUCACUUUAUUUAUUCUUCUGUACAUCAAACAUAAGUUCAUUUUCUGAUGAUCUGUUUUUCCACCCAUCCAUCUUGUUAUCCAUGAGUCAUUUAAUCAAUCAACCAACAGUUCAUGCAUCCAUCUUCCCGAUUAUUCAUUUAUUAAUCAAACCAUUCAUCAACCAACCAUAUGGCCUGUCCCUCUGCAUUCAUCAAGUCAUCCAUCCAUCUGUCCAUACAGCUCCACCCAUCCAUCAAUGGAUGAAGGAAUCCAUACAUCUUUACAUACGCUUGUUUCCAACUAUCCAUCCUUCCAUUCAUCCAUUAUUUCAGUUGCAUUAAUCCUUCCAUCCAAUCAUCCAUCCACUUCUCUCCAUUCAUCCACUCUUUCAUCCACUUGUAUACAUCUAGUAUUCUAUCAUCCAUCCAUCCAUCAUCUAUAGAUAGAUCCAUCCUUUUUUCAUCUAUCAUUCAUCCAUUCAUCUGGCCAUUCAUAAAUCUAUACAUUGGUAGCCAUCCAUUCACCCCUCCAUCUACUUUUGUCAUCCAUCCAUUAACCCAUCAACACAUUCAUUCAUCUUCCCAUCCAUUUGCUUUCAUUUAAUUGUCUUUCCAACAUCCAUCCAUCUAUCUAUCCAUCCAUCAUCUACAUGUGUCAUCCAUCCAUCCAUCCAUCCAUCAACCAUGUAUGGAUAGACCCAUCCUUUUUUCAUCUAUCAUUCAUCCAUUCAUCUGGCCAUUUAUAAAUCCAUCCACUAGUAUCCAUCCAUCCAUCCAUCCAUAUACCCAUCAACCCAUCCAUUCAUCUUCCCAUCCAUCUACUUGUGUCAUCUAUUCAUCCAUCCAUCCAUCCAUCCAUCAACCAUCUAUAGAUAGACCCAUUCACUUAUCAUCUAUCAUUCAUCUGGCCAUUCAUAAAUCCAUCCACUUAUAUCCCUCCAUCCAUCCAUCCAUCUACUUGUGUCAUCCAUCCAUCCAUCCAUCCAUCCAUCCAUCCAUCCAUUAACCAUCUAUGGAUAGACCCAUUCAUCUAUCGUCUAUCAUUCAACCUUUUAUCUGGCCAUUCAUAAAUCCAUCCACUUGUUUCCAUCCAUCCAUCUACUUGUUUCCAUCCAUCCAUCCAUCCAUCCAUCAAUCUAAUUGUUAAUCCUUUUAUUUCAUUUCCACUGUCCAUAUAUCUGUUCAUGCAUCCCCGUCCCCAUUAUUUUAUUUCACCAUACGUUCAUCAUUCAUCCAUCUAUCCCUUCAUUCAUCCAUCCUCAUAUCCAUUCAUCUCUAUCAAAGUCAAAGGGUUGCACACAGUGAUGUAAAUGCACCAGUUGAGUUCAUUUGUCAUUUUUCAUCACCUUCGUUAAUUACUCUGUUUUAACCCUUUAUUAAACCACUCUGGUCCUGCUUUCAAACCUGCUGUUUCCACGUCCCUGCUCUUUAGCUAACACCCUACAGGAAUACUAAACUAGAGGGGAAGGGCAGUGGCUGCUUAACAGCUUGUGUGUGGUCAAUGGACACACUUGUACAGCCGAUUGUCCUCGUGUUAAUCAAUGGUUCAAACAAAAGAAGAACAAAAAAAAAACCCAGACAGAUCGUUCGUUUGUUCUCACAUCUUUAAAAGGGCUCCUGUCACACUGUGCACACACUCAAAGCGCUGAACUAUACCUGCCCUGUUAUCCAUCAGACGGGUACUUGACUGCAUUGAUCCCCACAGAUGCCUUAGUACCAGAUCACACACACACACUCACACACUAAAACAGACUACAGGCAGGUCACGAAAUGUUCUUACUCGAUUGAAAUUGACGUUAAAUCACUUCGAACGCAGUGAUUAUGAUGAUGACGAUAAUUAAGAUGAUGAUGGCAAUCAUGAUGAAAUAUGAUGUUGAUUGUAAUUUAGCCACGUUUAGCACACAAACAUGCAAAGUCUGCAGUCACACACACACACACAGCUUUCAGGGGGUACAUUUGAAAUUCUUUAAUUGGGAAUAUCGAAACGGUGAUUAGAUAUAACUGAUGGGAGUCUGAUUUCAAAAUAACAAGCACAUACUCACACACACAGGCUGGCUACUCCUAAUGGUCUGCAACCAAAACAAAUAUGAGAUUGAAAACGGUCUUAAUGGUCUUGAUCAAAUUACGUUGUUGAAUAAAUCUUAACAAAUGUCCCAAUAUAGUUGACCUCAGUCGGGUUCACUCACACACAUCUCAUAUAGAUGACUCCAGGGUUUAUAAAUAGUAAGGCUGUCUCAAUAUGUCAGUGUUGAUGAGAAGUGUCCUCUCAAAGUAAAAUAUUGGUUUAAUCAUGUUGGUAUCCUUUGGUUCAUAGUUUGGUUGGUGAGGAUCAAUCAGGAACACUCUCAUCAUAGAUUUUAUUGCCAAAUGGUAAUGCAGUUAUACUAAUGCUAAAGGCUCUGCUUGCUAAAUUAGUCAAGCAGGAUGCCAUGGCUUUCCAGGAUUGCCAAUUCUUCUGCAAGGGUACGAACAAGUAUUUGGACUAGACAGAACAGAGUGUGGGAAACAGUUGGUUUAGGAGGGAUCAGUGAGAGGGUAGACAAGUUUGGAUGGACUAAGAAUAGGCUGUUAUUGGUCUGAGGUUGAUUGGAGAUGAUAAUUCAACCAGCAGCCCCUUGAUCAAGGUUCAAGGCCUUUACCGCGUGCCAUUUUCCUCCAUUCCUCAUUAAUCCAUCAAAGAUCUAUCAAAUUAGAAAGUCUGAAAUCUGCAAAGUCAGCCUCAGGCACAUCUGACUCUGAGAGAAGAGAAACUGGUCAAUAUGUUACACCUAAAACAGACCUCGGUCCAACCUUUUGGCACCCUGCCCUUCACUUAGUGCCUAUAUUAUGCGCCGCUUAACUAGCAAAAACUGUUCCAAUAUGUCCUAAUUCCUUUGCACUUUGAAUUAUGCAUUUUAAAUUAUUUAUUUAUGGCCCUCUUACUUAUUUGCCAAUAAAAACAUACUUAAAAUCUUACAUCGAAUUUCUGGGAAUAGAUCCAUCUGAAACUGCUUCUUAAAAGCCUCCAACAGGAAGUACAACAGGAGCCAACAUCUGAGUCCUGUUGAAUUCGCAGUAAGAGCUUGUGUAUGCUCUCUCUCUCUCUCUUACAUUACUUUCUCACAGACAAAGCACCGAGUAAAAUUGCAGUUUGAUCUCCUAUUAUGGCAACGUGACUGGAAAUUGAAGCUUUUCCACAUCCAUUUGACUAUUUAACAUUCGUCUGACGUCUUUAUUGAAAGUGUGAUCCCAGCACCAGAGGAAUAAGAGAUGGGGUAACAUUUCAAAUGAGUGUAAUUUAGAUUCAAUCAGGUUGUUUCGGUCCUUGGCUCCUAUUUUGGUGAUAAAACAUCGAGGUGAUAAUAUAUGGAGUGAGGAAAAGGUUCAUACUGCAGGUGUGUGACUUAAAUAAAAACUGAGAGUAUAUCUCACCUCGAGUCUGUCUGCAAAACAUAAACAGAUAAAAGCUAAAUAUCUAUGAAUAUUUAACGCAGAGACGAUGAUUUAUGAAACCUCAGAUCAGAAGAGAAAGAGAGUUGAAAUAAGAUAGUUGAGGAGCAGCAAAGAGGGGGAGGGGAUCCUAUAGACUCGGGGAAAAACCACACACACACACAGUGGGACACAGCUUUGGAGUGGAGGACCUUCAAGGCCGACUCAAUCUCAGUUAUCGCUGAAGGCUAUCUCCCUGCACGGGGCUCCAAUUGGAAACACACAGUGUCGGACAAAACACACAUGCACCUACAAAUACACAUCUCUGCACACAUAGAUAUCUGAAAAGGGAUUCAUUUGGAGUGUGUCAUCUUUGCUUUAAUGGAGUUUGUUGCAAACAGAGACUGUAAUGUAAGAUACAGUGACGAACAGAAAGAAAUAGAGCAAGAGGAAGUAAUUAUUUGGGUCUGUGAUACGGUAAAUUGAACCCUGGAGAUGAGAGAUGUUUCAGUUCCUCUGUUUACAUUACAGAAUCAUAUCGAGUUAACACAGAGUAAGUUAAGAGAGGAUAUAGUACACAUGAUUGGAGUCUUUAUCAUAUCCACUCUGAUCACAAUUCACAGGCUGAAUGUGAAUGUGGAAUCUGCACUCGGGGGUCUAGAUUAAUUACUGGGAUGAAGGAAAAACGGAGAGCAAAAGCAGGCGGAAUCAAUACGCAUCGGUUGUUGUGAUUGAACCCCUCGACGCCUCCCUUUAGAAGUGUUACAGGCGUGUUUAACAAGGAGGAGACCCCAGGGUGAACCCAGAGGUUGCUGGAGGGGAGGGGGGUGAUGUAUUCCGCUUGGCCUGGACAAGAUGGGAAAUGCUGGAGGGGUGAGGGAUGUGUGGAUCCACCUGCUCAAGAUGCAAUGAAUGGACGAUUGAUUGGAUGGAUGGAUGGAAGGCUGGAUGAAUAGAUAGAUAGAUAGAUAGAUAGAUAGGUACGUAGAUAGAUCGAUAGGUAGGUAGAAAGGAAGAUAGAUAGAUCGAUAGGUAGAUAGAUAGAUAGAUAGAUAGAUAGAUAGAUAGAUAGAUAGAUAGAUAGAUAGAUAGAUAGAUAGAUCAAAGAAUAGAUGGUUAGCUUUGCAUUCAUAUCAACAGUUUUCUAGAAAAACUAGAAAAACCUCUAUUCCUUCCUCGUCCACAGGGGGCACCAAAUUAAAGACAAACAGCUGUUGGAAUUUGUGUAUUUUCUGUUUGUCUCCAAGGGUUUUAAAUCUUAGAGAAUACAACACACCCCUGAGCCGGCUGAGUAACACCCUGUUUGUGUGUGUGUGUGUGUCAUCAUGAGUGUGUGUCAUCUCUCAGUGCCCCCCAGUGAGUGUUUGACCUCUGAGAAAUUAUGCAAGCCACUUCCCACUCGCACACACACACACACACAAACAAGCGUGUGAUUCACUCCGCAUGCAUCAUGAACGGGCCGCACGGGCCGCAAAUCUCAAAUGAAAGAAGAAUUGCGUGUGUGUUUCAGGGAGUGUGUGUGCUUGUUUGUGUUUGUGUGUAUUUGGCUGCAGGUCUUGAAAUCUGUGAAGAAACGACUUCACAGAAAUGGCUGCAGGCGUAGAGAGGCACAGGGAGACUUUGUAGUGAACAGCGUCUGCAGAAAGCUGACACAGCUGGAAAACAAAGCAGAGGAUCACCUUCAGUCACAUUUUACUUUCAUUUUCAUAUUUUCUCAGGCAGGACAUCCUUUGGGGGAAAGAAAUCGCUGAGAAACUAAGGUAAAGAUCUGAAUUUCAUUGACAUCGUGAGCUCUGGGGCGUCUUUAAGGGAGUUCACACUCAUUUUAAGACUCUCAUAAUGAACUCCAUGUGGCAAGGAACAACUUUUGGGAGUUUUCCCCUCAGCUUUUGUGAGUUCAUUAGGAUUUGUCAGCAGCCAUAUGCUUAAAUACCUUCCUUUCCCUGGUGCACCUUUUUGACUGGAGGCAAAAACAACACCAGCCUAUCAUUUAAGCCCGCUAAGCAGCCAACUUGCCAAUUAAGCUAAUUAAUUUACCCCACUUUAAGCAAAGGUUAACCCAUUAAUUUGAUUAGUCUCUCAGCAUAAACACUCCCCGCCAUGUCUUUGGGUUGCCGCCGUGUUUGUGUGUCCCCCGGCGACACAGCGGCCCGGCGCAGAGAUAAAGGAGACGGAUUUUUCCACCCGUGACCCAAACUUAGUCUCCCCCGCAGAGCAAUGAGCCAAAACAAUGACUCAAAAGCAGCUCUACAGGGUAUCAUACAGUCAGCGGCUGUGACCUUUGAACUGUCUGUGGAGAGCAGCGAAAAAAAGGAGGAUUUCACCCAGGGGGAUCAACAGAGCAUCACCAAAGAAAAAGUCUUCUUCUGUUUCCUGCCGGGAGUUAAAUGACUGUUUUAGUCACAGCUGAUGAACUGGUACACCAAACUCUGUGAGCAUCCAGCUGCGUUUAUCCCCGGUAAAAAUGAGACCAGACUCAAACUAUGAACAUCCACAAGAAAAGUUUGGUCCCUAAAGCUCCUGUGAGGAACUUUCUGUUUGUGUGGAUUUUGGCGCCCCCUGUGGACAAAGUGGUAACCCUUUGUCUAAUCUUUCUGAUAGAGGUGUAAACUGACGUAACCCAAAAAGGGGGUUACGUCAUCUAUCAAGGUGACCUAUUUUGGUCCCACAAAGCGAGUGGAUUUUUCAGUUUCAUACCCUAAACCCAACUGCUUCUGUCUUCUGUCUGCUAUUCUUAAUUCUUAAAUCGACAUUUGCACUGACUACCUCUUACCCCGGAAUCCCACUGGAUCCGGAAUGGCUCUGCUUUGCUCCGGCGGGCAGGCAGAGCAAAUACGCAAAUAGCGGAUCUGCAGCGAAGCCGGACGGCAGACGGAUUCCGUGGAAAGACACACAUUGAUUAUAAUCCUUCUGUAUUUGGUCCACCUGCCUUUCCGGAGCUGAGAUAUUCUGGAUCCUGUGGGUUUCGCCCGUUACAGUUCAUUCGUCAUUGUUUUGCAAGGUACAUGGAACUUGAUGGAAGGGAAUCAAUAGAGAAACCAUCAAGAAUAAAGGCUAAUGAGGGUGAUGGUUCAGUGUUAGUGUUAGUUACAUUUUCGUUCAUCAGUUUAUCAGUUGAAAAGCAUUGAAGAACCAACAUUUGUCAACAGAGCUGUCAAUCAUGAUGCUAUACCCUUUUUACAGCUUUAAAAAACAGAUCCAAAAUAACUUUAUUGACAGAAGCCAUGAUUGAGAAAACUUCAUAUUCCAUGUUAUCUAACUUUAAAGUUUGACCCAUGUCUAAUCUGUUCACAUGGAGGAGGCGGGGCUUAAAUACACAGUAAUAAGGGUACUUAAAGAUUCCCCAUACUUUUUAAAGUAUAGAACUUUUUGGUCAACAAUUGUCAACCUCAGCCCACCAUGUGUCUGAUAUUUGAUGUCUUUCACGGAUGGUAAACUACACAGCAUGACUCAUUUCCUCUGCGUGGGUUUAGCCCCGUAGCGCUCGCUCUGUCAAAUCAAUCUUUAUGCUCGGCUUUAAUCAACGUAACUAUUCAUUAUUCUUUUGUUGAAUCCUGUUUUCAUUAUCUCGUCACCUUUUUAAUCUACGAACCAGCGGGAGGCUUCGAAACCCUGAAACAAAACAAACUUCAACCGCUCACUUCACACGAACCUCAGACACAGUAAAGCUCUCAUUGUCCAUACAUAAAUAUGCAUUGUGUUCAUCCACCGUACACUGAUGUGUACACUCACCUCCCUGCUGGCAACAUUUGCAUACAAACUCACAUUCCAAUCCAAACCAUUAAUUUUCAGACUAAAGAAAUGUCCAUACAUGUAAUUAUUCGAAUCUGAACAGUCACAGUGUUACCUUUCAGUUACAUAAACGCUGUAAUUAAACUACAACAUUAACCCUCUAAUUCCUCAUGGGAUCUGGGUGAUUUGGUGUAUGCCGACUGUGCUGUGCCUCAAGCUUUGACGUUCUCUCAUUAAUUCGCUCAGGUCAACCUAUACAUGUUGCAUCAUAAGCCUUCAGACUCCUCGGAGCCUGAGGACGUUCAGUCAGAUAGACCUUCAGAAACAUAUAGUCUUCGUCACUGCCAUCAAAGGAGACAGUGCGUUAAAGCUGCAAAGAUGAAACUGGAGCCAAAUCAUGACUUUAUGCACCGCACAUCCUGAAGUGGAUUAUAAAUCAAGGGCUCUACCUAACACCCAAAGUAAAGUGGCAAAAAAGUGAUGCAAAGUAGGGAAACGCUGGCCAGCAGAUGGUGUAGCAGUUUGCGUCACCUGUCUGCAGACGCCAUCUUGAGCAAUGCAGCAUCGGAAAUGGUGCAGUGCAGAGGCCUUUACAAAUUUCUAAAAAGUGCAUUUUUGUGUUAAUAUGUUGUGUCGAAGAGGAAAAAUGCGCUAACCUGUCUUUAAACGAGUGGAAAUCACCAGGAAAUUUUCAGUUUUCGGUGCAUUGUUAUUGUGCAUUGAUUUAAAACAGUUCAGCGCAAAUUUCUUUCUAUUUUAUGUCCGAUGCAUUUUUUCGUUAUCAUAUCUAGUGUAAAAGUCACAGAUACUCAAGGCUGUCUGAGUGCGCAGGUAAGAUUGGUUUGACACAGUUGUGGUGCAUUGUUACUUUGGUUAAAGAAGCACAGAAGCUGGUGCAGUGCAGAUGCCGCAGCACUUUUCCCCAGCGCAUUUUCUUGCUAUCACACUUGGUUUGUAAUAUGUCAGCCCAUAUGCUCUUUGAGGGUUAAGAAGGGAGUGUUGUUUGUCAAAUUAAGGGUGCAUUGAUACUUUUGGGAGAGCAGCACAGAUUUAAUUGCACUUUAUGACCAAUUCAAUUUUUUGUUACUGCACCUGAUUUUCGAGUCACAAAACUUUAAAUGUACGUGUACACAUGGAAGGUUUUGCGUUGUGUGGGAUCGGUCACAGAGGUGGUGCAUUGUUAAGUUUGGCGAAAUUGCACAGCAGCUGGCGCAACAUGGAUGCAGUUACAAUUUUCUGGCCGAUGUGGUUUGCUUCUAAUGUUGGCAUUAGAGCUGCAAAUGCUGGUCAGCCACACUGAUGGUGCAUUGUUAUCUUGAGAGAUUUCGCCAUCAGCCAACAAAGACAUAGGGCUCUAUUUUCGUGCCUGCCGGCGGCGUGGCGAAGGGUGGCGGACCCCACGCAGUGGUAUUUUCAUCUGGCGAUGCCCGGUGCAUGGCCAGUUCGGUAUUUUCAUAGACUGAGGCGCACCGAGGACCGCCAAGCUUUCAGUCACGCUGACUUACGCUGCGCCUAUGCCACGCCGUUGGCGAGGCAAAAAAAUUUUGCCCAUAGUCUGAAGUUGUUUGUGAAUUUCUUCUUUUUUUUGCCUGUUAGUCACAAAAAUUAUGGUAUGUUUUUUUUUGUUUUCAUGUUAACCUCACCUUUAUUUCUUCCCCUUUUGCUCCAGACUACGCCUGGCCACUCCCAAGUACGCUGUGCCCAAUCUGGAUCUACCUGGACGUGCUCUUCUCCACCGCCUCCAUCAUGCACCUGUGCGCCAUCUCUCUGGACCGAUACGUCGCCAUCCGCAACCCCAUCGAGCACAGCCGCUUCAACUCCAGAACCAAAGCCAUGAUGAAGAUCGCUGCCGUCUGGACCAUCUCCAUAGGUCAGUUAUCUCACAGUUUAAUGUCUACCUCUUUACAAGCAACUUCAACACUAAUGGAACAAAUUUGCAGAUUCCCAAGUCUAAUCAAGCAAAUUGUUUGGACAGACUUUCCAGCAGUUUAAAAUGCUGUAGUAAUCAGUUUGUAAAGUGUGUUUGUGUUAAUGCCUCUCUCUUAGUCUGGUGUUUAAGGGGAUCUGACUGACUUUAAAAACUUCUCUCCUUUUCUCAGUCUGACCUCCGGCUUCUGCUGAUGUUGUUUUUGCCCUUUAAGACCCUGGAGGGCCCCUUAAGUCUCAUCAACAUGCUUACACACAAACAGAUCUCCUGAGUGUAUCAUUAGACCGACAUCCUCUGACCUUAUCGUAAAUGUAGCGCUGUGCUAACUCAUUACUUUAGCCCAUAAACUCCCUCGAGAUUGUUUCAGGGUGUAAUGUCCCAGCCCAAAUGUUCUCCCAGUAGGAAUAUGCGUCCCAUAUUUAGGAAAUCAUUUUAAUCUGGAUAGUUACAACAGAAUCAGAAAUUAACCCUCAUUAUUCCCCAUAUUCACAAAUAUAUUCACACCCCCCACUGUGACGCGAGAGGGUUUUAAGGGGAUGAAAUCGAUGAGAUGAAUCGCGGCUUUCUUUUAGAUUCACCUGGCUGCUCUAAAUGAGGAAAACAGCAGAUGGAUGUGAUUAUUUAUUCUCUUUGUGCUACGCAUGUUAAAACCGAACCAUUACUCUGACGCAAAUUAUCACACCCGGCAGACAUUUUUAUUACCCCGGGAACAUCUGUUAAGCAAACCUUUGUGAAAGCUGCCUUGAAGCGGGGCUCUGUAACUUUUGGAGGACUUUGGUUCACAAAAAAAAAAAGGAGUGGAAUCAAUGUGCAAUAAAACAAACAGCUCUGUUUAGAGUGGAGUGGAGUGGUUGGUGAUAAUAUUUCAGCUCUACAGCGUUAAACAGAGCUCUGACUUCUUUUACUGAUACUAUUUGUGGGUGAGAUAAAGCAAUUAAAUUGGUCAACCGUUGCCUGAGCAAAAGUACAUCAAUUAAAAAAAUGGGGCAAUUGGUCUUUUCAAACUCGCCACCGAAUAAUUUACGUUCAGUCCCUUUACUGAUUAUCAGUCCUUAACUUCACAGGUGUUAUCAUUAAAAUUAAAAUGCGGAACAGUUGAGUCUGUAACUUUAAAAAGUUUAUAAGAUACUAUGAUUGCUCAAAAGUGAUUAACCCACUCAGUACCUUUACAUGCACAGCUUAAUCGGACUAAGCUCAUAAUUCGCUUUUUUCGCCGAAUCGGACUUCUCUCCUUGUCCGCGUAAACAUGCUGCUGAAAAAAGUCGAAUUAUUGACGUGAACGUGUCCUCCUCCUCAAAACUAGGGGGCGAUAUGGGUCUUUUCAGUGGCACUGUUUCCGACCCCAUAUAACUGUCAAGAACAACAACAGCAGGUCCGUGCCAGACAUCUGAAGUGUCUACAACUGCUGCUGGGCAUUUUCGAACAAGAAGAUGCAGCAUCGUACAGCGUUGAUUUUGUCGUACAUGAUGUAUGCGCUACUUUUUCUGCAGAUGAGAUGAACGCCACUCCUCUCUUUUUUUUUUCCGGGGUGACGGGGGCGUGGUGCAUGCGCACAUGCAUUGUCCGAUAAUACUCUGACUAUGCUGGUUACAUGGUAGAGAAGAUCAAAUUCCAGUCACAUUAUCUGGGAGUCUUAAUCAGAGCUCUCCAACUCCAAUUAUAGUCGGACUAAGGUGUUUACAUGCACUUCAGUUGUCUGGUCUCGAUUGGAGUAAGGCAAUAAUUUGGAUUGUCCUGUAAACUCACUGAGUGAGAGCAAAUUUGGAUCAUGGCAACAGUAGAGGAGGCUUCUGGAGUGCCGAGGAAAAGGCCUUUCAAAAAUUCAAAUCCUAAAUUAAUAGUAUUCGCUCCCAAACCAGAAAUUAUAUCUACUACCCGGUUUAGUUAAUCCCCAUACAGCCAUCCAACUAGUCUAGUGAGCUAAAGGGACUACCCAAGGCGUCUUUAUGAGUUGGCAGUGCCCCUAAUCUCAGUUUCAAAGCGUUUCUCAAUGGCGUUUUUCAUUUCUCGAUUUGCUCGGUUAUGAUAAUCACCCAGGAUUGGUGAGUGAUGAAGAAAUUGCAUUGAUGAGCGCGACUGUGUCCCCAAAGGUGAACAACUAAGAGUGAAGCAACAGAAAAAGUUGAUUAUGCAGGGGUACUGAAAAAACAACCAAGUCUGAUUUUGUUUUACUGUGAGAGAUCACUUUCUAUGUCCAGCAUUGACAGAUCAAGCUGGUAAAACUCCCCCCGCUCCUCUUCUGCAGCUUCUCACAGUCAUCUGCAGUUGAAAUACCAGAAAUCCGCCCAUUUUCCUGCUGGCAUUUCCUCGACCCCUGUAAAGGUUUAGCACCAUGCUGCUGUGAUUGAGGUCUGUCAGGGCUUACGGCGAUCAAUGCAGAGGGAUUAGCAAGGAAACGUCCAACAGGAGAUCCCUGUGGCCAAUCUCCACGGUGACUCAGAGGUUGUUUCAAUCUGAUAUGUAGGUUCAGUACAGCAGCAGCAGUAUGUGCAACAUAAACACUUUAAAACCCUCUUGUUUCCCUGAUCCCCUUACAGUAAGCCAGUUGUAUUUGUUUGCUUUAUAGAUUGCAUUUGCUAUAGAGUUGUUUACUUAAAUAGAGUCUCAUCAUAAAGCAGCAUUUUACUGCAGAAAGUCAUUCAAAUCCUUUUUGAUUAGGCUAUAAAAGAAUGAUUACAACAAUAAUAAUAAUAUCACGAGGAAGCUCAUUUACUGGUGAUUCUGCAGAUCUCCCUCUGCUGGUAAUAUAAUCUUCUUCCAGCAGCACAGCCCUCAGCUGUGACCUGCCACAGACUGACUAUGUUUGCAUACCACAUUAUUUUCUCCGUUGUGGGCUCUGUGGAUUACAAAGUGGGGGAGCAGCUUUGGCUUCACCAGAUAAAUAUUUCACACUGAGGGAAUGCAAUCUGCUGCAUUUUCUGUUUCAAUGACACAGCGUGGAAUAUAAUCCCCGUUUGGCUGACAAAAGCUACAUUCAAAUCAUGUCACAAAACUGCUUCAAGUUCCCACUGAUUCAUCCUAAAGGUUUGGUCUACUUAAGAUGUUAAAACCGAGGCUGUAAUUCACUUUAAAGCGCACAUUCAUCAGCAGCUUUUCAUCCAAAAAGCCUCCCAGUACUUGAAACCGUCAAUAGACCUCACCAGGGACAGUUUGUUUUGAAGCACUUUUCUGCCAAAGAAGUGACCCCAAUGAAAAUUAUGCUGUCAGGAGGGUCUCUCCACUCUCCCGACUCUUCAGGACACGACUCUUGAUGGUUAUUUUUCCAAUGAACUUGAUUAAAUGUGAUUAUUUACUUAACAUUCUGAUGUGUUUCACAUUGAUGGACUCCCAGGGCCUUUUGCCCUUCCAAAUAAUUCAACAUAAUAACCCCUAGAUUGAAAAAAAAAAAAAAGUUAAUGAUGUGCUCUCAUUAGUUGGAAAUGUUUUAAAGUGCCUGUCAAUGGAGAAAACAUAAUAGUUUGCCCCAGAGUGUCCUGCUGGGAGAGAAUAGGAGGUCAAGUGCCUUCUUGGACGCCUUUCAGGCGGAAGUUGAAGUGGGGAGUCUGAUUUAAAGCAAACAUUUUCAUCAAGUGGCCAUAAAGGAUGCAUGACAGUGUAAAAAGAGGUCAAGAUCUCCUUUUAUUUGUGACAACAUAAAAGUUCUAGGGUACCCUCCAGUGGCGAAAAUAUGCUAGUUUCCUUGUUGGCACCUCUUUAGUGGAGAAAGCAUUAUGGGUUCAUGCAGGUUUUCUUGAUAGAAAGUCGCAGUAGUUGCCUCAAAAGUGGACCAAAAAUGGCAGAGUUACCUACAAGAUGGAAAAGGUGGUAAGGUCUAGGGUCCCCCUGGUGGAGAAAAGAUCAUUGUGUCAUCUGUCAAAGAAGAAAACAUAAUUUUGCCCACAAGGUUGUUCUUCUAACAGAUUGAACGCCCACUAGGGUACAGUCUGGUGGGUGUCCAUUUGGUAGAGAAAACUUAAUAAAGCCCUCAAAAGUUUGAGUGAUCUGUCGGUUGUCAUUUCAAUAGAGAAAUUACAACAAGAACCCAAGUUCACUACCCUUAUUGGAGAAAACACAAGUUUGUUCUCCACUAUGGCCUUCAACAAAAGUCUCCAAGGGUGUCCUUCUCAUUGACAAAUACGGCCAGACCUCAAAGGGUCUUUUCCUAAGGAGAAACCCUAAAAAUGGCCUAUUUUCUCUGACUCUUCUAGUAGAGAAAACAGAAUAGCGCCUUGUAGGCUGGGUUCAAUUGAGAAAACAUGAUCAUGAUAUUAAGAGUGUGCAAGAGAGGAGAAAAAGGGUAAAGGUGACUUUGUUUUGGAGGGUUAAGUUCCACUCAGGAUGCUCCUAGUGGAGAAAACAUAGUUGAGUCCUCUGGUACACCUGUCCAAUGGAGAAAACUCAAUAGUGCUUACACGAUUGUUCACAGAGUGCCCUCUAGAGUACAUUUUAGUAGAGAAAAUACCACAAAGGCCAUCUGGGGUGUCUCUCCAGUAGGGACUACCAAAAAAAGUGCGCUUUAAGUGGACUUACGUUUGGCAAGGUUACUCCAGGUUGCCUCUUUAGUGGAGAAAACAUAAUGCGGUCCAGGCAGUAUCAGAACUUUGUGAGUUUGCUGCCAAUUUGCUAUCGAUGUCUUUUUCCUGUAUCUAACCCAACACAGAUGAUGUCAAGGACAGGGUCAGGAUGCUAAAACUCACUCGCAGAAUGCUUAGAAGCUAAAACUUUGCAAUCAGGAUGAGCAGGCGCCUUUGAGGUCUCUGUUUAAGACAUCGUAAAUGAACAAUGUCUCGACCCCGACAGCUGGACGCAAUUGUCUGAAACAUUUGCAUAUCUUAUUCAGACAUCUGCAGAGGGAAAUAUACAAGACACCAUUAAUGCCAACAAAUUUAUCCCACUGGGCAUUGUGAGGGCAGUCAAUUGCAACGAAUGCAUUAAGGAAGCUGCAACUGCUCCAAAUGGUGUUUUGAUAUUGGCCCGGUCACCAGCUGUGCAAGAGAAAAUGAUGUACCUCUCACCUAAAUGAAUUAUGCCAGCCCACACUGAGGGCAUGAGGGGACCGAGAUGUCCCGACUUGUCUGUGAAACACUCCUGUUGGCAGGAGCUUAAGUGCUGUAAGAGAGCCGGAGUUGUUUUUGUCCUCUGCGUCUGCUGGUCUGAAACAAGUCCAGGUCAGGGAACACUUUGGACUGAAAAGCUCUUUGAAAUCAGACGCAGCACAUUAGUCAGUGUUAUUACCAUAGGUCAGAAGACCAGCUUGGCCUCUAAAGGCUCGCUCUCACCUCAGUCUUUUGUCAGUCUGUGUCCUCUAUCAGCACCAAAGCAGUUAUUAAAACUCCACGAGCAGCCAUUACACACUAAACGAGUCUAGUAGCAUAUUGAUUUAUCACAGGUGUAGCUUUCAUUUUCAGUCUUAUACCUGUUAUCUCACUAGAGCUUGAAACUAGAGCGGAUUGGUCCAAUAGCAUCCAUACGCUUUUGUCCUGAAAAUUGGUGAAAGAUAGAGCAAAGUGGUGAUAAAUAUGAAAUCAGAUGCAUUUUCGGAUCAUUAAAAAAACAAUUUAGCGAUUUCCAGCCACAGUUUUUAUAUCAUAUUAGUGAACUGACUGUGUUUGGUUUAAGGUAAUUCAACCAUGUAAUGAAAAAUGGCAGGGGGCAGAUAUCGGUUGACCUCGCAUGAGACAAAGAAGAGUUGAAGCUGUAAGCUUUCUGGCUUACAGCUGCAGUCUGACUUCAGAAACUGACCAAAAUCAGUUAAUAAACCAGGCUGCCAAAAAUGCAGUUUUUCUGUAAAGACGGGUGUUUUUUAAAUGGGUGUGUAUGUGGCUUCUACAGCUUUCUGAGCAAGCCUCUAGUGGACACUCAAGGAACUGCAGUUUUUUGUUCGACCAGACAGUCCCUGUAUCGGAUGACCUGUCCCUGGCUAAAGCUGUCCCCGGAUGUGUCCCUGACUUUAGCGUUUCAUGAAUGAGAACAAAAAUGUUGCAUGUAGACGAGGACAACGGUUAUUACAGUAACCAAGUAGGUAGGAAGCAAGUUGUGCGCAGUCCUGAACAACAGCUUUUACAGGGGUUUAUUAUGGGGGGCUCCUGUAGUACUGAGAUGUUGUCUGUGAUCACGCAGCCCAAGCCCCAUGAUCAUAAAUGUUCUUCCUUGAGCUGCGAAACUCCACUGUAGUCCGUAAUGCUCUGACCUGAGGUCUCGCUAUAAACAAGCAGCUGCUGGAAGAGAGUAGGUGAAUUGUGUUUAGUCUCUUUGCUAAAGAAAUUAGACAAAAUUAAAAAGAUGUUUGGUGUCUAGUACUAUGGCUGUGACCCUAUAUGUCCUGUUGAUGAAGUUAGGUGCUGUUCUGAACAUUAUUUGUGGCUGUAGAGUGGCGUUUUGGUUGAGGUUUGUUUAUGGCUCCUCAGACCGCUGUGUAUUGCUAUCCUGUGGUCGUUACUAAAGUUGGUAUAAUUAGAGAAGCAAGCGGUCACCAAUAUUCAUCCUCGACAGGGUGUCUAACUCGGUGCGUUUCAAUAAACCUGCUUCUGCCUGUUUGAUCCAAUGAUAUCCUUUAUGCUGUUGUUUCGAGGGAAUCCGAGGGUUGUAAAUGUAUCUUUGAGAUCCUUUGCACAAACCUUUCAGUGCUCUGUUUGAAUCAGGAGUAGCUUUGGAGGAAAAAGAGAAGCUUUUCACCCACAGUGACAGGAAAAGAAACUUGUCAAUGAGCCGCUAAAAAUGAUUGAUUCCUUUCAAGCUGUGUCUGUCUUGCUUCCUGUCUCAAGGUGUGUCGAUGCCAAUCCCAGUGAUCGGCCUCCACAACGAGGACAAGGUCUUUGUCAACGGCAGCUGUGUCCUCAAUGAGGAGCGCUUCAUGCUGAUUGGCUCCUUCGUGGCCUUCUUCAUCCCACUGGUCAUAAUGGUGGUGACGUACUGCCUCACCAUUCAGGUACCCGGUUCUGCCAGUGCCCUCCAAACGCACUCUAUCCUCUCCUAACCUUUUUUUAUGAUUCUGUCACUCAAAGAUCUUUUCUCUUUUCCUUCCUCCCUUUGGUUUCUCAGGUGCUUCAGAGGCAGGCCACUGUCUUCCUGUGCGAGGCCAAAACCUCCUCCCAGCAGCCUUUGCACACACCAGCAAUGUCAAAUACUAUACAGCCUCCAACCAGCACCUUCAGCAUUCCUCAAAUCAACACACUCGCUCCCUCAGACUCACAAGGUAAAAACUAAUAUAACCCAAAGCUGCAGGAAUCUAAAACUCAUGCAUAGACGUACUUUUAUUGGAAAGAUAAACCAUAAGCAAUACCCAUAUGUUUUUUUUACUGCCAAAGGGAGAGCGAAAACAAUUAUUGCUGUUGGUUUUAAUAACCCUUCUGAAGUGCCUUAUGUUGUUUUCUUUUUUCAUUUUCUUAUCCGAAGGUUUAAAUCUUUCCUCAAGCCCUUAAAAUCCAAAACUAAACCAAGGAGUUGCACAAACAGCUUGAUUGCUUGGCUGUUUUUCCCCCCGCUCCCGAGAUAGAUAGUUGAUUACACACAGCUGUAGUAAGUGUAGCUGGAUAUUCUUCAUCUAAAAAUAGAAGACGAGCCCAUCACAGCCCAGCACUUGUAAUUAAUUUUGGUAUGGGUGUAAAGACUUUGCUGAGGAUGGCUUUGAAAAGCAAGAGUGUAGGAACAGAAUAAGAGCUGGUUCAAGUUAGGGCCUGUGUGCACUGACAGCAGUUUUUGCUCAGUGUGCUUUACAUAUGGAAUUAACAUAAAAUCACAAUGAAUACUUAUGGGAGCCAUGUAUUAGUGUUAGCAGGAUCCCUAGAUCUAGAAAUUUGAGUCUUUAUUUUACCCUUCCACUAUUGUAGGCAAAGGUAAUCUCAGAUGUCCCACCCCUUGAAGAUUCUUUAGGUCAGUAAUGAUAAAGUUACUCUGCACAGACGUGACCAAAAGGUUGAAUUUUGUUUCAUCUAAGAGAGCUAAAAGUGCAACAACAGCAAAAAAGGGGUUUAUUUUUAAUUUAGUAUGCUAAACACUGAAAAUAAUGAACUGCAUUAGUCUUGUGCUGCUGUUACAGAGAAUGCUUUCAGUGGACACAGGCCCUUAAAGUCGUGGUUGACGAUCUGAGAAGCAGUUGAAAAAUGAGCCGUUGAGGCAGAUUUUAAAAAGCAAAGGUACAUCUGAAGAUACGCCGAGCAGUCAGAAGUUAUCUAUCUGAUCAGUCUGAACAUCACAUAAAUGUUUGAUUCCUGAUUCAAGCUCUAGAUUCAGCUCCUUCAGAAGAGAUAAGAUUGUUUUUUUUUCUCUUUUACGCAUGCUAACAACAGAAAAGUCAAUCCCCUUGCCUCCUACUAAAUAAACUUCCUAGCUGCACAUCGUUAACCCCAUGUUUCCCCGCUCGCAGAGUUAAAGGCUCCGCCUCUUCAGGGCAGAAGAAACACCUUGAGCUGUCUAAAAGCAGCCGAGCCCAGCAUGCUGCUCAGCGUCUCCACACCAGACAGCCUGAGUAUCAUCCCCAGCUCUGACGUGGCGUCUCAACUCAGCUCGCCAGCUGCGGGAACAUCACGGAGCGACGCCUCGGGCUGCAGCGGGCGACGAGGGAUGAUGCAGGCCAUAAAGAACGAGAGGCGGGCCUCCAAGGUGAGAACAAAGAGUGGAGCUGAGUGCCUGUCAGCUGAUUUAAGGUACUCUUGAUUCAAGUCUGCAGGGCAUGUAGCGUCACAGCACGGGGACAAUCGUGAUGGCGUUUGUGUUAAAAUGAAAAGAUACUUUUACUUUUUUUAUCAAUCAACUUUUAUGCUUGUGUUUUCUGUUCAAAUGAAUUUGUUGGACAGUGUUUUCAGAAGUGUAUAUUUCUUGAGCUGUGGCUUGAGGCAAGAAAACCUGACAGAAGAUGAAAAUCUUAUUUAUAUUAAACUCCAGUGGGUUGUAGAAAAAUGUCUUUUUUUCAGAUGGAGAAACAAAGUUUUGGCAUCUUGACGUUAACUUAGCAAUAACUGUCUGAGCUGUUUUCUAUAGAAACUUUUAAUCAUACAUAAAGAUGGACAGCAUGUAUGCUUUUUACUUUUAUGAGCUGAGAGGACGUUCAGAGGGGACUUUGUUUUACAUUUUUAUACCCACAAAUAAUCCAGAGGGCACCAUGUAAAUAGACCAAAAUCUAGAGGGCGCUUUUUAAUACAUUUUUAAACCCAUAAAUAAUCCAGAGGGCAUCAUUUAAAUGUCUUCUGCUUGAAGGGUGUCUAGAGGGUACUCUUUCACAAAUCUAUACACUGAAAAAUAAUCCAGAGGGAACUAUCUUUUAUGUUCUAUCCACUGAUAGAGCAUCCAGAGGGGACUUUUUUAUAUUUUUAAUACUGAAAAAUAAUACAGAGGGUGCUUUUUAAAAGUUUUCUUCACUGUAAGGAUAUCCAGAGGGUACUUUUUAAUACAUUUUUAUUCCAUAAUUAAUCCAGAGGGCACCAUUUAAAUGUUUUCUACUUGAAGGGUGUCUAGAGGGUACUCUUCUACAAAUUCAUGUACUGAGAAAUAAUCCAGAGGGGACUUUUUUCAUUUUAACCACCAAAAAACUAAUCUAGAGGGUACUUAUUAGAAGUUUUAUCCACUGUAAGGAUAUCCAGAGGGCACUUUUUAUGUGUGAAUGUUAAAGAGCAGCUAUUUAGCCACUUUUUCAUGGUAUUUAUUAAUGUUUUCUAAAUGUCAGGGGCAUCUAAGAGGGCUGCUCUGUCAUAGUUUUCCACCAGAGGAUGAUGAUCCCCCUGUCCGCUCUCUGAGUACUGAGGUGCUGCUGAAAGAUAGAUUCAGAGUAUCUCGAGGAACUUUAGUAGUAAUGUUGUCUGGUUUGGUGUUAAACCAAACAAAGAAACUAAGCCGUGUCUUGGAGGAUGUUUUGCAUAUCUCCUCCUGGUGUUCAGAUUGAAGGCUCUCACCAGUUUGUUCUUUUUUUCUUGCAUAAUAAUCAGCAAAUGUUUUUCAUUUCUUCACGUUUGAAGACCAAGAUAGAUAUCGUCUUCAAAGUGAGUCAAAUUCUUCAUCUUAAAAUGGUUGAAAAUCUUUAUUCUCCUUCAGUCCGGGCCAGACACUUUAGGUUUAAAGUAUUGCAGAAGUCAAAGAGGGCACAGUGGGUUGUCAGCUUUAAAAUUCACAUUUAUAAAGGGCAGCGCGAUCUUAUAUCCAUAUCAAAAAUUUAGAUCCCAGCAGAACAGGCGCACUCAAAAGGAUAUUAAAAAUCAUCAAUCUCUGUGAUCUGAUCUGUCCUCUUCCUUCUUUCCUUAUUAAUAUGUCCUUCCCUCAGGUCCUGGGAAUCGUCUUCUUCCUCUUCCUCAUCAUGUGGUGUCCCUUCUUCAUCACCAAUGUCACCUUCGUCCUGUGCCGAGGCUCCUGCAACGAGUCGCUGCUCAACGACCUCCUCAACGUCUUCGUCUGGGUGGGCUACAUCUCCUCGGGGGUCAACCCUCUGGUCUACACCCUCUUUAACAAGACCUACAGGAGGGCCUUCUCCAGCUACAUCAGGUGUCAGUACAAAGCGGGGGCCAAUGCAGCCGGACAGAGUUGCAAAACCCUCCUGGUCCCCCCGCCGUGCCCGUCGCAAAGCGUGACCCCACUUCUGAUGGGCAGUCACGGGAAGGCGGGCAUGGACCGCAACAGUAACUGUCGCAACGGGGGCAGGGGGGACAACGGGAGGCUGGCGGUGGAUCCCGAUGACGUGACAGACGACGGGACACAAAUCGGGAUAGUGCCGCAGAGCCUCUCGGAGAGCCACAACAUCGGCAUGCUUUCGGAAACAGAGCCGGAAACGGAGGUGGAGCAGGAGCUGUCACUCAUCAGCUAUAGCCCCGCCUCCAAAGAACACACAAGCAGCGUGUGA
Molecule: messenger RNA, 23350 nt
Organism: Xyrichtys novacula (pearly razorfish)
Lineage: Eukaryota; Metazoa; Chordata; Actinopteri; Labriformes; Labridae
Source: the annotation of a GenBank genome assembly